This is a messenger RNA of Fonticula alba, 475 nucleotides long. RefSeq lists its product as hypothetical. Lineage: Eukaryota; Rotosphaerida; Fonticulaceae. The transcript has 2 exons. The coding region runs from base 108 to 446 and encodes 112 amino acids. The record is from RefSeq and is a predicted model, not a curated record.
CACUCGCCUGCUGGCCAGCGAUCGCUGGGGCGCAAAGUCCCCCCAACCGGCACCCAUAGCCACGGUAUGUAUCGGCCAGGGACUGGGCAACAAGCACGGUCUCGGCCAUGUGUCCACCCAAGUGCCGAUCCAUGCACACACCCAGCGUCCGCCACAUCGGCUGGCCCCCAUGUGGAAGGCCGAGUCCCAGUACGCAUGCAGCUGGCAGGAAGGAAAAGAGCGCGAGGAGGACCCGUGCUGGCCGCCGGUGGGCAAUCAGAACUGCCAUCUUGAGCUUCAGGCGACAGGAGCCGCCCCCGUCCCAGGUGCACGCCGGCCGUCGUGUCGCCUGUGAUCCGGCCCUGACCGGCAUGCCGGGCGUCUGUUCAUCCCCAAACCACGGGCCUUGCCCUCAACCGCAAUGCCCGCCGGGCGUGCCAGCGAGCCGGGCCCCGACACCGGGAUAGAACAAUGCAGAUGCCGCGGUGUAGAGCAA